AGAUAACAGAAGAGAUUAGUGAAAGAAUAUUUGGCUAUAUAAACACUCCCAUGACCAGGCCUCAACUUCCAUCUGUCUUCACACCCUCCCUCUUGAAACACUCUCUAAUUUAUGGAUUCCAGCGCUAUGCUUUCCAAAGACACCACCUGGUGCUUCUUUGCUCUCCCUGCCUUUCUGGGCUCUAACAACCUUCUGGAUCCCUUUGUUUUGUUCUCUCUUUUUAUCUCCUUGCUCAUUCUUGCCCUUCUCACUUGGGCUUUCUCCCCAGGCGGGGUUGCCUGGAAAAAUGGGCGUAACAAAAUGGGCUCUGUCCCCAUCCCCGGCCCAAUAGGCCUUCCUGUUUUCGGAAGCUUGUUCACUCUCAGACGCGGCUUGCCUCACCGCGUUCUGGCUUCCACGGCUUCCGCUCGAGCCGGUCUCAACAAACAGCUCAUGGCUUUCAGUCUCGGCUCAACUCCAGUGGUGGUGACUUCUGAGCCGGUGGUUGCGCGUGAGAUUCUCACUUCACCUCAUUUCGCGGACCGUCCGGUUAAACUAUCGGCCAGGACGCUCAUGUUCGGUCGAGCCAUCGGCUUUGCUCCCAACGGCGCGUACUGGCGCCACCUCAGACGAAUCGCUUCCACUCAUCUCUUCGCUCCCCGGAGAAUCGCGGCACACGAGACUCGACGCCACGCAGACUCUGCCGCUAUGCUGCAUGCUAUCUCAACCGAACAAGCGACACGUGGCGUCGUGACUCUGAGAAAACAUCUGCAGAAUGCUUCGUUGAAUAACAUCAUGGGGAGUGUUUUCGGGAAACGGUUUGAUUUUGCGCGGGAUAACAGCGAGGCAAAUGAGCUCAAGGAAAUGGUGGCGGAAGGGUUUGAGUUAUUAGGUGCAUUUAACUGGUCUGAUUAUUUGCCAUGGCUGAGUUAUGUUUACGACCCGUAUCAGACGGUUAAGAGAUGCGAGGCGCUUGUGCCUCGCGUCCGGAGAUUUGUUGGAGGCAUUAUUAAAGAACAUAUGAUGAAUGAGUCGAGUGGUGCAUGUGAUAAUGGUGAUUUUGUUGAUAUUUUGUUGUCUAUGGAGGGGGACGAAAGGCUUAGUGAAGAUGACCUGAUCGCUGUGUUGUGGGAGAUGAUAUUUAGAGGGACUGAUACAACAGCUUUGUUGACUGAAUGGGCAAUGGCGGAGUUAGUUUUGCACCAGGACGUUCAGGCAAAAGUUUACCAAGAGAUUCAUCACAUUGUGGGCAACAAAAACAUCACAGAUGCUGAGGUGGCAAAGCUACACUACCUCCAGGCCGUGGUGAAGGAGGCUCUCCGGCUCCACCCGCCGGGCCCGCUUCUCUCAUGGGCCAGGCUGUCCACCUCAGACGUCCAUCUCAGCAAUGGCAUGGUGAUCCCUGCCAACACAACAGCCAUGGUCAACAUGUGGGCCAUCACACAUGACUCGAACUUUUGGGAGGACCCACAGGAAUUUAAGCCAGGGAGGUUUCUCGGAGGUGGUGACGUGGACGUGAGAGGUGGGGAUCUGAGGCUCGCGCCAUUUGGGGCGGGUCGUCGGGUCUGCCCGGGCAAGAAUCUGGGCCUGGUGACCGUGAACAUGUGGGUUGCUAAGUUGGUGCAGAACUUUAAGUGGGUCCAGGAUGUGGCUAAGAAUCCAAUUGACCUGGCUGAGGUGUUGAAGUUGUCAUGUGAAAUGAAGAUUCCUCUUACUGCUGUGCCCAUCCCAAGGAAUCAUUUUGUACAUUAGGUUUACUAUGCUUUCUUGAGUAAUACGUGUUCAUGUACUCUUUGUAGCAGCGUGUUUCAACUUUGAAAUUGAAGUUUAUCGAGCGAAUUCAAUCU
Molecule: messenger RNA, 1826 nt
Organism: Daucus carota subsp. sativus
Lineage: Eukaryota; Viridiplantae; Streptophyta; Magnoliopsida; Apiales; Apiaceae
Product: cytochrome P450 78A7
Exons: 2
Coding region: 112-1731 (539 amino acids)
Molecular function (GO): oxidoreductase activity, acting on paired donors, with incorporation or reduction of molecular oxygen; heme binding; iron ion binding
Source: RefSeq, a predicted model, not a curated record